AUUUCAGUGUAUAAGAACUGCGCAGAACUCUACAAAGCUGGAAAACGAAUCAGUGGGGUUUACACAAUCAACCCUGAUAAUGUCGGUGCCUUCGAUGUUUAUUGUGACCAAAAAACAGCCGGUGGGGGAUGGACAGUGUUCCAAAAGAGACUGGACGGCUCAGUUGAUUUCUACCGCGGCUGGGAUGACUACAAACGAGGCUUUGGAAAUCUGAAUGGUGAGUUCUGGCUCGGACUGGACAAGAUUCACCGCCUGUCAAAAGAACGAAGCAGGCUUCGUGUUGAUCUUGGAGACACGACUGGAAAAACAGCUUACGCAGACUACGACGUUUUUGGUGUUGCAAGUGAGAGAAGUAAAUACAAGCUGAGUCUUGGGACAUAUUCGGGUAAGUUGUAUCAUAAAACUCUUGCUUCCCGAACACUGAUCUAGUUUGAUUAAUAAUAGUCACUGGCAACAUUGAUCCUAUAUCAGGACUACGUUUACCCUGACGAUCAUUUUCAACGUACCUAUGAAAUGACUCUUGGGUUCAAACCUUUCAAAAUAAUAUACGUAGUGAUUGACAGUAACUUUCUGUAACUUAGACAGUAUAAAAGGCCAAAAAUCCUGCCUGCAGAUUAUGAUCUCAAUUAAAGGACAUAAAAUCGAUGGGGCCACUUAAAGAUCUUGGCUGAGAACCACUAAUAUCUAGUUCACUGGCUCCUAUAAUUGGGGUAACUUAGUUUCUUCCUGAUUUAAAAUUUUAAAAAGACCUUCACGCUGAACUCAAACUCAAACGGUGGAAGCAAAAGACUUGUGAGGAACAACCUCUUACUUAAAUUAUUAACUGUGCUUACGCAGGCGUAAUCGUAGUUACAAUACCGGCUCCUCUUCUUUCUGUGAUAUUAUUGUAUUCCCCUUUCUCAUAACCGUUUCUUUUGAAAAUCUAUAAGUUGAGUGGUGACCAAACGGCAAAUUUGAAAUAGUAACAAUGAUCUUACCAGCAUGUUUAUUACUGCUGUUUUAUAUUUUUAUUAUUGUAUUUUCAAGUAUUUUUAAAGUUCUGUUUAGAAGGGUACAGUUGCAAGGGAUAAAAUGAGUGAGUUGUUACUUUUCCUGCUGAUUUUGAAUAAAAUUCGUUUUUCCAUAUCAAAGUACUAUUUUUCUUUGCUUUAGGUACGGCUGGUGACUCGCUUUCUUAUCAUCGUGGCAUGGCUUUUUCCACUAAAGAUCGCGACAACGACCAUUCUUCCAGCAACUGUGCUGUUAGCUUCGAGGGAGCCUGGUGGUUUCAUGGAUGCGUCUAUUCUGACCUGAAUGGCCGCUAUCUUCACGGGGCGCACUCUAAGAAAUGGCAUGGUGUCCUCUGGCAUCACUGGAAGGGUCCCAGCUACUCCCUCAAACGAGCUGAGAUGAAAAUCAAACCAGUUAACGCCUCGUAG
Molecule: messenger RNA, 1418 nt
Organism: Porites evermanni
Lineage: Eukaryota; Metazoa; Cnidaria; Anthozoa; Scleractinia; Poritidae
Source: the annotation of a GenBank genome assembly